CACCAACUCUUUCACAAGUACUCCUGCUCUGUUCUCAGUGCUGCAGAUUGGAGAUAUGCUGCUGAACAGUUUGUGAAAAGAGUUCCUGACAAAAUUAUUGUUCAUCGUAGUGAAUGCAAUACUUCAAAGCUGACUUUUGAUGGUGUUGAUUUGAUGGGGGAGAGAUUAGCUGAAGAGGUGGUCAAUGUUGUAAAAAAUUGGCCUGGCUUACACAAGAUCUCUUUUGUUGCCCACUCAUUGGGUGGCCUUAUUGCUAGAUAUGCCAUUGGAAGAUUAUUUGAACUUUCUGCUAGGAUUGGAAAUGCUGACCAAAAUGAGCCCUCUUCAGUAUUGGAAGCAAAUAAUUCUGCAAAACUCCAUGAACUAUGUUAUGAAGCAAGGAUUGCUGGACUGGAGCCUGUAAAUUUUAUAACAUUUGCAACUCCGCAUUUGGGUUCCAGAGGACAUAAGCAGCUCCCACUACUUUGCGGUCUUCCUUUCUUAGAGAGAAGUGCAUCUCAAACUGCACACUGGAUUGCAGGGAGAUCUGGUAAGCAUUUGUUCCUAACUGAUAACGACAAUGGAAAGCCUCCUCUCCUCCUUCGGAUGGUUGAAGACUCGGAUGACCUCAAAUUCAUGUCAGCUUUGCAAGCUUUCAAGCGUCGUGUGGCAUACGCAAAUGCAAACUAUGAUCAUAUUGUUGGCUGGAGAACAUCAUCAAUCAGACGCCAGGAUGAACUUCCAAAGGCUAAACUUCUUCUGAAAAAUGAGAAGUACCCUCACAUUGUUCACGUUGAUCAAGGAAGCAUGGAAGCCAAUAAUAGCAGAUCAUUGUCCAUGGUCGGAACAGAAGUAAUUGAUUUGGAAGAGGAGAUGAUUAGAGGCCUCACUCAAGUACCUUGGGAACGUAUUGAUGUUAGCUUUCAGAAAAGCACACAGCGAUAUGUUGCACACAAUACCAUUCAGGUCAACCGGUAUUGGUUGAACUCGGAUGGGGCUGAUGUGGUUCAGCAUAUGAUAGAUAACUUCAUUGUCUAAACAAUUGACUCCUGGAUACUUCUUUUCCGUGUACAUUGAAGCCUUGCAAGUGUUUAUUCAAGUGAUGGGUUAGGUUGCUUAUCUCUGUUCGAUCGGCCGCAUUUUUACAUGCCCUCAGUCUGUUUUGUACAUAUUGUCUUGGACUGUGAAAUGUGGUUAAUUAGCAUCUCGGUCGUACAUUCGAUGCUCAGUCCUGGCUGCUGUUCGUGAACAAUUUUGCAUCUUCUCAUUACGGCCUAAGUUGCAGCUGAAAUAGAAGAUCUUCGCCUGGAGCCUUAAGGUUCUAGACAGAAGGGUAGAGAGUGGAGAGUUACUUUUCACUAGAUAUACAUGUGGUUAGCAGGCUGGGAAGCAUACAACUAGUCCCUUGUCCAGCUAGAUAGAAGAGAAGGGAGAAAAAAUGCAUGACGCCACAAGAAAAUUUUAAUUACAGAACUAUUGAAUUAGCGGCUGAGCAUCUUUGGAUGGUCAUUUUCGCUGCUAAAAGGAUGUGUGGACAAUUAUUUCCUCCAUCCGCCACAAGAACUAUUGCAAUUAGCAGCCGAGCAUCUUCGGAUGAUCAUUUUCGCUGCUAAAAAGGAUGUGUGGAAAAUUAUUUCCUCUAUCUCAUAUCUCAUUACUUGUGGUAUUGCAUGAGCGUCCCUGUAUUUAUAUAACCUAAAUAUUGACCUAGUAUGGAAGAGCUUCGUUUUUUACUGCUCUUUGUUUACAGAUGUCUCUUGUUUUCAUCCACUUGGUGGUUGUAGAGCUGCUAAUUGGCGUACUAGGCCACCGGUAAGAUUUGUAAAAGGACUUUGGAAAACCCUUUUCUUUUUUUCUUCUGUAACUAGGAGUUCUGCAUAUUUCUAUGAGCU
Messenger RNA from Coffea arabica (coffee), 1871 nucleotides. The record is from RefSeq and is a predicted model, not a curated record. NCBI's taxonomy places the organism in Eukaryota, Viridiplantae, Streptophyta, Magnoliopsida, Gentianales, Rubiaceae.